CCAUGAUCGAUGUUAAUGUCAAUAAUAUAAUGCGAUGGCGUACAAAUGAAACUUGCUUAAAAUUUCGUCAAUUCGAUUCCUUUCUUGCCUUAUUCUUCCCCUCUUCCUUCCAAUAGCAAACAUGGCGACCAACGUAUGGGAACACAUUCUGUCGAAGCUUUGGAAGAUCUCCAAUACUUUGAAUGAAAGUCUGGCCACUGACAAUCAACUCCAUGCCUUCCUUGACAGCUUGGAUUCCAAUAAAGCCGUGCUUUUCGGAUGGACUGCUUGCGGUGUCCAAGAGGGAAUCCUUUGCUCAGUCCAACACGGCCAGGCAUCUGUAAGGAUCGGCAAAGUUACUGAGGCAGACUUCAUCCUGACUGCUCGGGCAGAUCAAUGGCAGCAAUUCUACAAAGAUAUUCCGAAGCCCCCUUUCCAAAGCUAUUGGGGCAUGUAUGGCCAGAAUAUCCACCAAGAAGGUGUUGAGGUCCUCGGCAAUCAUGACCUCUUUUUGAACCUUGCAGCAGUUUGGCGGCGAGUACUUGAGUUAAGCCACGAUGCCCUUUGUGGACCCAUCCCUGAAGAGCAGAUUCCUGCUCCUUCCGAGACCGAUCAUAUCACCGGGAAAUACACUUAUCUUAAUCUGGCGACUUGGGGCGCCACCAAGCUCUUCUACGAGCAGAGCGGAGACGUAUCGAAUCCCAGUAUUGUGUUUCUGCAUACUGCGGGUAGCGAUGGCCGUCAAUAUCACGGUGUCAUGAACGACGAAACCAUGCUGAAGCGAUACCAUAUGACGGUUUUUGACAUGCCUGGACAUGGCCGCAGUUUCCCAGGAGAGCUUCAGACCCCUGGGCGACAUUCCAACAAUGAGGAUGCCUAUGUUGGAGUCAUCGCAGCUGUCAUCAAGAAGCUAUGUUUAGAAAAGCCGGUUGUUUGUGGUGCCAGCAUGGCUGGACAUGUUUCGCUUGCAGUGGCUCUGCGUGUGGAUGAAGUUGGCGCUGGGGCUGUUAUUCCAUGUCAAGCGUGUGAAUUCACGGACAUGAGCAGGAACAACUGGGCAAAGUCAGCAUUCAUCAACCAAGCAUUGUUCAGUCCGGAAUAUGUUUAUGGGAUGAUGGCACCCCUUUCCCCUCAACGGAACAAGAAUCUUCUGUGGCACAUAUACUCCAGUCAGGCAUUCUCCAUGUAUCAUGGGGACCUUGAUUUCUACUAUGGAGGAUGGGAUGGGCGUGGACGCGUGGAAUGCAUCGACACCAAGAAGUGUCCCGUGUACAUGCUGACAGGAGAUUAUGAUUGGAGUACAACACCAGAAAUGAGUGAGGCAACAGCAAUGAAGAUUCCAGGCGCUAAGUUCCAGCGUAUGGAAAAUUUGGGCCACUUCCCAGCGACAGAGAAUCCUACAAGAUUCGCACAGUAUCUCGUACAAGCCAUGGAUUAUGUUAUUGGACAAAUGAAGGCAAACUCAUGUAGUUGA
Aaosphaeria arxii CBS 175.79 is the source of this 1453-nucleotide messenger RNA. RefSeq names its product alpha/beta-hydrolase. Bases 122 to 1453 code for a protein of 443 amino acids. Lineage: Eukaryota; Fungi; Ascomycota; Dothideomycetes; Pleosporales. The record is from RefSeq and is a predicted model, not a curated record. The transcript has 3 exons.